Molecule: messenger RNA, 699 nt
Organism: Capronia coronata CBS 617.96
Lineage: Eukaryota; Fungi; Ascomycota; Eurotiomycetes; Chaetothyriales; Herpotrichiellaceae
Exons: 1
Coding region: 1-699 (232 amino acids)
Source: RefSeq, a predicted model, not a curated record
AUGCAAGUCACGCAAUACCGGCUGCCGCCCACGGCACUGAUGCCCAACUCGCCCUACCCGCUCCUGCACUACCGCGGGCUGGAGAUCGAGCCCAAGGCCAGCAAGUUCUACGACCUGUUCAGCCAGAACGGAUGGCGUGUGCAAUGGAUCUACCGGUACGGCGAGACGCAGCGGUCGCACUACCAUUCAAGCGCGCACGAGUGCAUGGUGGUGCUGUCGGGCACGGCGACCAUCCGCUUCGGCGUCGGCGACACGUCGCUCGACAUGGACGACAACACGUACGGGCCCGCGCGCGAGCAAGGCGGCGUCGAGAUCGAGGCCCGCCCCGGCGACGUCUUCCUGCUGCCGGCCGGCACGGCGCACAAGACGUACAACACCAGUCCCCGCGCCGAUUUCACCCUGCUGAGUCCCGGCGACGGGCAUGGUAUUGACGCCCAAGACCCGCGCGCCGCCCUCGACCAGGUCCCGCUGUCCGGAUUCACCAUGCUGGGCGCGUACCCGGAGGGCAGCAGUUCCUGGGAUUCGCUGAAGGGUGGAGAGAAGAAUUUCGACGAGUUCCGCUCUGUCUGGACGGUGCCCAAGCCUGAGAGGGAUCCCGUGCUGGACACUUCGCCCCAGGGCCUCAUGGGCUUGUGGCCGGACGUUGACAUUGAUCUGCAGACGGCGGAAGCCCCCCAACGCCUGAGGAGUCGGCUGUAG